UUUGUUCCUCCACAAAGACGUUCCAGCUUUAUCUCCUGACACGGCGCGUCUUCUGCCUCCUUUUGCUUUGUGUUCCAUUUGCUCACAUUUUCCACUCUGGUUCUGGUUCAGGCAAGCGCUCCUUUCUCCUUGGCGUGUUUUUUUUUCGUGUGCGUGUAUUGAUUCCACCCCCUGGAUUAGCUGUGACCUGCUGGUGACUUGAGUCUCUCUGUUGCUGUUAUGGCUGCCGGGGUUGUGGGCUGCCCUGGGGGCUGUUAGCCAGCAGCUGCUCCUCUCUCCCCCAGCUGAAGGCUACUCUUUCCCCCAAAGUGGUCAUGCUGCCCUCGGCCUCUGUCAGCGCCAUCCACCUUGCCCCACGGCAGCUUGGGUCGUUGUUGCUGUGGCAACCAGGGAGGCUGGCUCGUGGGGCGUCCGGGGGAAUCCGUGGGCUGUCCUGCCCCCCACUCCCGCCUCCUCUCCACUCCUCCUCCACCUCCACCUCCUCCUCCUCCUCCUCAGCCUGUCCAAUGCUUGAGCUGAUGACGAUGAAGGCAGGGAGGAGGAGUCAGCAAUGUGGAGGCUCCUCUACAGAAGUGCAUCAGCAACAGCAGCAGCACCAGAAGCACACACAUCAUCAUCAUCAUCAUCGGCAGCAGCAGCAGUGGCCUGGCCUUUUCCGCUGCAAUAAGAGUCCCCCUGGGCACCGACUUGGUCUCAGCCUCCUCAGCAGCCUGUGCGUUAGCUCCGCUCCUCCUCCUCGUCCCCCUCUUCCUCCUCCUCUUUUUCCUCCUCCCCUCUGCCCAUCCCUGUGCCGCUCGUUCUGCAGCAGUGGCUCUCUAGGCGCCGGCCGGCACAGUACCAGCGGGAACAUGUCUGCCUCCGGGAGCGACUCCCCGGCCUCGGGGAAGAGCAAGACCAAAUCGCCCGUCCGCAAGCGGGGCAGCUUACAGAGCAACACCAGCCCCGAUCUCCGUGGUGCGUCUGGCCCCAAGCCCCUGACAUCCCAGCGCUCUCUGCCGGGCACCCCCGUGACUCUCAAGCACUUCCCUGACCUGCCGUACCUCCAUGGACGGCAAAUACAAAGAGAUUGCCGAGGAGCUGUUCUCGCGCAGCCUGGCGGACAGUGAGAUGCGCAGCGCUCCAUAUGAGUUCCCCGAGGACAGCCCCAUCGAGCAGCUAGAGGAGAAACGACACCGCCUGGAGCGGCAGAUCAGCCAGGAUGUCAAGCUUGAGCCAGAGAUCUUGGUACGUGCCAAACAGGACUUCAUGAAAAUUGACAGCGCUGCUGACCUGGAGUUCCUGAAGGAGCAGAGCAUGGUGGACGUGGACCACUGUCUCAAGAAGCGUGACGUGGGGGUGGAGCGCGAGUACCAGCGCGUCUCCAUAUCGGGAGAGGAGAAGUGCGGGGUUCCCUUUACAGACCUGGUGGACGCAGCCAAGUGUGUGGUGAAGGCGCUGUUCAUCCGGGAGAAGUACAUGGCCCUGUCCAUGCAGAGCUUCUGUAAGACCACAGCGCGGGCGCUGCAGGAGCUGGGGGAGAAGCCCAUGGAGCUGCGCGUCUACGAGGAGAUCCCAGAGACCCCCGUGGACGCAGAUGCCCCAGUGCAUCCCCCUGUCUCUUUGACGCACCCUUAUGAAGGCCAGGACCCCAAGAACAUGCCCUCAGACAUGGGCUACGGCUGUAAGAUGGUGAACGGAAUCAUCCAUGUCUACACCAAGAAGAACAACAUGGACAAGAGCACUGAGCUGGACCUGCCAUACACCGACCUGAAGGAGUACAUCGCAGACAUGAACAUGAUGAUGGCCCUCAUCAUCAAUGGCCCUGUGAAGUCCUUUUGCUACCGGCGCCUGCAGUACCUGAGUUCAAAGUUCCAGAUGCACAUCCUGCUGAACGAGAUGAAGGAGCUGGCCGCCCAGAAGCAGGUCCCCCACCGGGACUUCUACAACAUCCGCAAGGUGGACACCCACAUCCACGCAUCCUCCUGCAUGAACCAGAAGCACCUCCUGCGCUUCAUCAAGCGGGCCAUGAAGAAGUACCCCCGGGAGAUCGUGCACAUCGAGCGCGGCCGCGGACAGACCCUCAUGGAGGUGUUCGAAACCAUGAACCUCACAGCCUUUGACCUCAGUGUCGACACCCUGGACAUGCAUGCUGACCGUAACACGUUCCACCGCUUCGACAAGUUCAAUGCCAAAUACAACCCUAUCGGAGAGUCCAUCCUGCGUGAAAUCUUCAUCAAGACAGACAACCACAUCGAGGGGAAGUACUUUGCCCACAUCAUUAAGGAGGUGAUGGCCGACCUGGAGGAGAGUAAGUACCAGAACGUGGAGCUGCGCCUGUCCAUCUAUGGGCGCUGCCGCGACGAGUGGGACAAUCUGGCCAAGUGGGCCGUCAAGCACUCCGUCUACUCCGACAACGUGCGCUGGCUCGUCCAGGUGCCACGCCUCUUUGACGUUUACCACACUAAGAAACAGCUGGCCAACUUCGAGGAGAUGCUGGAGAACAUCUUCAUGCCCCUAUUUGAGGUCACUGUGGAUCCGCGCAGCCACCCGGAACUCCACCUCUUCCUCCAGCACCUGGUAGGCUUUGACAGUGUGGACGACGAAUCCAAGCCGGAGCAGCACAUCUUCAACCUGGACAGUCCUCUGCCCGCCAACUGGACGGAGGAGAGCAACCCACCCUACUCCUACUACCUCUACUACAUGUAUGCCAACAUGACCGUGCUCAACCACCUGCGCAGGAGGCGGGGCUUCCACACACUUGUGUUGCGACCGCAUUGUGGGGAGGCGGGGCCUAUCCACCACCUGGUGUCGGGUUUCUUGCUGUCUCAGAACAUCUCCCACGGACUGCUGCUGAGGAAGGCUCCAGUGCUGCAGUACCUGUACUACUUGGCCCAGAUUGGUAUCGCUAUGUCACCGCUUAGCAACAACAGUCUGUUCCUUAGUUACCACCGCAACCCCCUGCCCGAGUAUCUGUCCCGUGGACUCAUGGUCUCUCUGUCCACAGAUGACCCCUUACAGUUCCACUUCACCAAGGAGCCCCUGAUGGAGGAGUACAGCAUUGCCGCCCAGGUGUGGAAGCUCAGCUCCUGCGACAUGUGUGAGCUGUCCAGAAACAGUGUCCUCAUGAGCGGGUUCUCCCACAAAACUAAGAGCUACUGGCUGGGACCAGGCUACAACCAUGAGGGCCCGGAGAGCAACGACAUCCGCCGUACCAACGUGCCGGACAUCCGCGUGGCCUACCGACACGAGACGCUGAACGAGGAGCUGCACCUCAUCACACACGCCGUGCGCACGCAAGAGGCGUCCAAUCUUCUGGACGAGGCGGAAGAGGAGGACACGCUCUCCAUGGCCUCGUUCCCAGGGCAACGGCAGCAGACCAUCACCACGCAGCAGAAGCACUGAUCGCCAGGUCCAAAACGCUGUCCCUCCCUCCCUCCCUCCCUUCACUCUCUCUCUGUCUCUCUCCCUCUCUUUCUCUGCAUCUUGCUCUGUUUCCAGCAUGAGUCACAAAGGGGGGAGGAGGAGGAGGAGGAAGAGGAGACGUAACCUUUAUUACCGGUCUCCUGUCUCCUCUUGCACCCUUAGCUGCUUGAGUCCCAAAAAAUGAAGCCAAGGAAUUGGGGAAAAAAAGAAAAAAAAAUCUGCAGGGUCCCCGCUAUAUCACGGCUAUUUUUCGUUUUUAGUGGAUUGCCAUUUGGUAACCAGUACGCCCCCUAAGCAGUGUUUUCCCCAAUACCGCAUUUGGAUGCUUCCCCUUAUGCUUUUGUUUUUAAACUAGUAUGCGGCUCUUGCCUCAUCUCUCCGAUUAUAGCCUCUUCACUGUGAUGCAUUUUUUACCAUAUGAUCACAUGGUAUAAGUUAUCAAUGUCCUUCAGUAUGCCAUUUCUCUGUCAUGUGUGCUUCUACAUCAACGAGAUGCUUAGGGGACAAAUGCUUAUUGUUGGUCAUUUGGAUUUGAAGACCCACCCGCAGUGACCAAUUUUCCUGUCAUGUGAUGGCUGCAUGUAAAGGUCUUGACCAAUCAGAUCAACCAUUUUGUUUUUUCAUCACUAGCCCCCAAGCGCUGCAAGCUGUCCCUAUCCCCUAGUCAUGCUGCCUUAUGAAAACUGACACUACCUUCAUCUUCCAUGUUCAGUAGCAACUACAAAGUAGAAUCAUUCAGCAAAGUCAAUAUCGGCUGCCUUAUACAACGCACACAGAAACACGACUAACCCAACAUGACCCAUCCACCCACACAUUUUAACUCGACGCACAUAAGCAGGAAUUUAAACACACUCAAACACGCACACAUACACACUCUGUGUCACACAACAGACAUGUUUAAGAAAGAAAUGGACAAAAGUUCCACAAAAGUGUGAAACUGUCCCUUCAGGAGGACCACAGGGACACUGCUCACAGGUCUCAAACUGCAUGUUCCCUGUACUCACGAGACUUUAAG
Molecule: messenger RNA, 4417 nt
Organism: Alosa sapidissima (American shad)
Lineage: Eukaryota; Metazoa; Chordata; Actinopteri; Clupeiformes; Clupeidae
Product: AMP deaminase 2
Biological process (GO): IMP salvage; AMP metabolic process
Cellular component (GO): cytosol
Molecular function (GO): AMP deaminase activity
Source: RefSeq, a predicted model, not a curated record